AUGGACAAUUCAUUACGUCGGUGGUGCCUGGAUGAAGGAUGCCUGCGAGGAUCUCUGGAGCAACUCGCGGUGGAGCCGACUGGACCGUCAAAUCAGUCGAUCCAACAAACAGUUGCAACAAACCCUCCACACCUGGAUGUCCACAGGGUUUUUGUCGACGGAGCGGGCCAUUCCGGCCAUCCUGCUUCGUUGCCUUCGCCGGAAUUGAACCAAAUCCAGGUCCCCCAAAGAUCUGGAUUUGCCCAAUAUUCAGGCCGUUGCAGAACAUGCUACAACUGGCAUCACCUCAACAACUACACAACCAACAUCAACGGUUAUUACUAUUGUAACAACUGUCCUCCCCCGUCUACAAAAUCGGACAAAUCGACGGCGCCGAUUGAUGCCACACGACGGCCAACACCAACAUCAACAUCAUCAAACAACAACUAUCCCCGUGACAAACCAUCCACAACUCAACCAACAAAUGCUGGACGAUUAAAUUUUCUCCAACUUAACCAUAACGGCAGCAAAAACAAACAUGACAAAAUUCAACAAUAUUUAAUAGACCACAACAUUCACAUCGCAACCCUCCAAGAAUCUAAGCUGUCAAAAGUUUCCAAAAUGCCAGUCUUAAUAGAUUACGCGAUUUACCGCAAGGACCGAGGAAAUGGUCGAAGGGGUGGUCUUACUACACUCAUCCACAACAGCAUUCCCUUCAGCAUAAUGUCACUACCUGAUACUCCCGCAAUUGAGAGUUAG
Helobdella robusta is the source of this 738-nucleotide messenger RNA. RefSeq lists its product as hypothetical. The record is from RefSeq and is a predicted model, not a curated record. The coding region runs from base 1 to 738 and encodes 245 amino acids. The transcript has 2 exons. Lineage: Eukaryota; Metazoa; Annelida; Clitellata; Rhynchobdellida; Glossiphoniidae.